This is a messenger RNA of Alternaria atra, 2046 nucleotides long. RefSeq lists its product as uncharacterized. Lineage: Eukaryota; Fungi; Ascomycota; Dothideomycetes; Pleosporales; Pleosporaceae. Gene Ontology annotation, cellular component: nucleus. Bases 1 to 2046 code for a protein of 681 amino acids. The transcript has a single exon. Gene Ontology annotation, molecular function: RNA polymerase I general transcription initiation factor activity; RNA polymerase I core binding. The record is from RefSeq and is a predicted model, not a curated record. Gene Ontology annotation, biological process: transcription initiation at RNA polymerase I promoter.
AUGGUCGCUCUUGCCACGAUGAACAGGACUCUCGGCACCGCCGCACCGAGCGCAGGUGGCAGCCUCAAACGCAAACAACCCGACAACUCGUCCGACGCCGAGAACACUACGCCGAGCCAACUCAAACGCCGUCGAGUCACAUUCGACCCCGAAGUCGACGUACGGAUUCUAAGUGAGCAUCACGAGAAGAGUCUGGAGCUAGUGGGGGAGGAGGUACGGCGGGCGAUAGAGAAGCAUGCAACAGGCGAGAAGGCGGCUUACGACGGGCUCAAAGCCCUCUUCAAGGAAGCACCAACAUCUACAAGCGCACCGUUAUCACGACUUUUGCAAAAAUACGUCAUCGCACUCACCGAACACACGCCAAAACUGGACGGCAACUGCAAGGGUCUAGUACACGCUGUCAUCGAUUGCAGUUGGAUAGCGCGCAAUGACGACUUUCUGCGCUCCUACAGAAUCUUCCUGCGCAGGCUGCUCUCAGUGCAGUCCAGCUACAUGUCCACUGUGCUGCAGAUGCUUGUCGACAUGUUCCUGAACACGCCGUCUGUCAACGCUAGGCAGCAGGACGAUCCGCCCAUCCAACGAGUACGCCUACAAGCACGCAUACACGAGACUCUCAUGGGCAUAUUACGCUACAGUCCGAUGGCGAGUUCCUUUCUCGCACCCGUCAUCUCCAGCACCUUCCCUUUCUCCAACGACAGCGCGAAGACCCACGUUGAGUACAUCCGAAACAUAUUCAGAGUUACAGAGUACGCCCCAGAGAUCAAGGGCGAGAUCCUGGCACUCGUAACAGACAAGCUGUGCAAGAUCGAUGCGCAGAUGCAGGUGGACAUGGACGACAUUGACGACGACUUGGAGGAGCGACUGGUAGGCGAGGCCAUCAACGAAGAGGAAGAUGAUGACAACGUGAGCGACGACGGCUCUGUAUCAAGCGAGGAGAGUCUAGAUCCGGAAGAACAACGGCUCAAGGACAUCAAAGAUAUGAUGCUCAAGCUCGAUACAGUCAUGGACGUACAGUUUUCCUAUUACGACUCAAUCUUCGAACGGAGAGAUCUUCAAGAGAUGGACCGCACAUACCAGACUCUUAUCGCCCAAUUCCAGUCCAUCAUCAUCCCGACCUACCGCUCACGGCAUACUCAGUUCGUGCUUUUCCAUUUCAGCCAGAUGUCAACGGAUUUCAUGGUGCGGUUCGUAGAUACCUGCUCGCAACUAGCUGUCGAUCAAAAUCGACCUCCACUAAUACGAGCAUCCGCAUGUGCUUAUCUUGCCUCCUACAUUGCGCGUGGCGCUCACGUACCCGGCUUCGUGGUCCGCGACGUCUUUGACACACUGUGUUCGCAACUUGAGCGCUUGCGUGUAUUGCACGAGCCUAAGUGCAUUGGCCCAGACCUACGCCGAUACGGCACAUACUACGCUAUCGCACAGGCAUUACUAUACGCCUUCUGCUUCCGGUGGCGCGACCUCAUUGUCACACCUGAUGGCGCGUUGCCUACCGACGCGGACAUCAUGUAUCAUGAAGGCGACUUCCAGUGGCACCGAUCAACCCUCGAAAUCGUACGCCGUAACAUUUUCUGCAAACUGAACCCACUCAGAAUCUGUGCACCGGACAUUGUCAAGCAAUUUGGCCGCAUCGCCAAGCACCUCCGCUUCACAUACGUCGAUACACUGGUAGAGACAAACAAGCGUGUACGACUCUCUCGUAGUCUGGCUAGUGGUUACCUCAAUGGUAUCGGCGGCCGAGAGACUGCUCUCACCGGCAAGAAAGGUGAAGAGGCCUUCCUGAUGGACGCGUACUUUCCAUUCGACCCAUACGUGCUUCCGCGGAGUAAGCGCUGGGUCGAGCACGACUACGUGCAAUGGCGACCUGUACCUGGCAUGCCAGUAGAAAAGGAUGACGAUGACGAGGAUGAAGACGAUGAAGACGAAGAUGAGGAUGAGGACGAGGAUGAUGCUGAUGACGACGAUGACAGCACUUCGGAUCAGGACGACGACGUUGAUGUCGCAAAUCCCGAUGAUCUUGACGACGGUAGCACUGAGGCUAGUCUAUGA